This is a messenger RNA of Dichomitus squalens LYAD-421 SS1, 1838 nucleotides long. Its product is annotated as WD40 repeat-like protein. Lineage: Eukaryota; Fungi; Basidiomycota; Agaricomycetes; Polyporales; Polyporaceae. Bases 141 to 1820 code for a protein of 559 amino acids. Gene Ontology annotation, molecular function: protein binding. Gene Ontology annotation, cellular component: Cul4-RING E3 ubiquitin ligase complex; cytoplasm. The transcript has 13 exons. Gene Ontology annotation, biological process: negative regulation of fatty acid biosynthetic process. The record is from RefSeq and is a predicted model, not a curated record.
CAUGACACCCUCCGACUGCUGUCUCCCUACCCCACGCGAAGCACAGAUGUUCCCGUGACGACUGUCAGAUUCUCAGAAAUCAGAAGGAGGAUCUGCCACGAAGAACUUCGCGCGAACCUGCAUACGCUUUCGUUCUACGUAUGGCUUUGGACCUCCUACCUUCCGGAAGCCUUCCUUUUCUGCGUGACAUAGGUGCAACAGACUUCAUCUCGAGGAGCGCACCGAUCCAUGCCAGACGGCGCGCCGCAGAGACAAUUCUAUGUGAUGGACUUCCCUACUCCAAGAAGCUUGUUGGACAUACGUCGUGUGUCAAUUCCCUAGCGUUCUCCAACGACGGUCGGUGGCUCGCGAGUGCAGGGGACGAUCCGUACGUGCAGAUAUGGGACUUCCACCAAGAACAGCUGUCCAAGCCGGCGUUGAGCUUCUUAGGACCAAGGUCUAAUGUCUUCACGCUCGCCUUCUCGGCCUCGGCACGAUUUGUCUACUCUGGGGACACAAGCAACAUCCUACAUCAGUACGAUAUUUCCAGCCUGCACGACCCCGUAGCGCGUGUAGAGGCCGGUUCCCAGGCCGGAUCUCCGAGCUGGAGCAACGCCCAGCACGACGACAGCAUCCGCUCGAUAUCGUGCCACCCCGAGCAGGACAAUCUGUUUCUCAGCGCAGCCGAAGACGGCCGCAUCGUCCUACACGAUAUGCGCGGUGACUCGCGGUACACGCGGACGCAGCGGAUCCUGCAGCACCGCACGGAGCUGACGUGCGUGCAGUACCAUCCGACGAUGCCGGACCUCUUCGCGACUAGCGAUAAUCAUGGGCAAGUGUGCCUGCGCGACGUUCGCAUGGCGUUCGGGCCUCUGUCUCAGCGCCGGGACGAGGGCGUCGUGCACAAAGUAAGGCUUCCGCGGUCGUGCAUGCGCCGGGCAGGGCACCUCAUCGUUCAGCAGUAUGUGACAACGGUGGCCAAACAAGGUGUCGCGAACAUGGCACGGCCAGAGGCGAGCAGCAUCACGUUUGACCGCGAAGGACGCAGACUGGCUGUCACGACGCUGCAUCAUCUGCCGACGUUAUACGCUUUGAACGACCCGUACCCUAUUGCGCUCUUCAGCGGGCGUCGCUACCCGAAUGGUGCCGUGGUGAAUCCCUCGGAAAACACGUACACGAACAGUUGCACGAUCAAGCACGGAAGUUUCGGGACAUUGGGCUCUGAUAGAGACAUGUACUACACCGCAGGCUCGGACGACUUCCGGGCUUACGUAUGGAAGAUACCGGAGGAGGCCGCUCUCCUUGAGAGCCGGAACGUCGUUGAGUAUUCGGAUUGGACCGAGAACAGAAGGCCUGGGGAGCUAGGAUAUUCGGCCACUGCACUCGGGCCAAGAUACGUCCCGCAAGAGAUUUCUACACCCCUGGCACGCUUGACUGGACAUGACUCGAUCGUCAACACGGCGUUGUGCCACCCUCACCAUCCCUACAUCCUCACAGCAGGGAUAGAGCGCUUCAUCCGCCUUCACAGCCCGACGGAAGCGUCGCCCUGCACGGAGCCUAUGCUGCCGACACCCAAGACGGUCCGGACCGUGUCUUUCUCCAAUCCGAGCUCCCGGGAGUUGUUCCUCAGAGCGGUGGGCAUGGUGGACGACCCGGACGUGGAAGAGGACGACGACGACAGCCAGUCCAUCGCGCUCUUUGAUCAGAUACUGCGCAUGGAGGGUAACGGGGACGUGUUCACGGUUCGGCGUCGGGACGGGCACCGUGAUGGUGGGGAUAGCAGCGACGAGGACAUGGACGGGGGGUCGGACUCAGACGCGGAGAUGUCUUUGUAUCAGUAAUUCGAUCGCAUCAAUUAG